Messenger RNA from Dacryopinax primogenitus, 2871 nucleotides. RefSeq lists its product as uncharacterized. Lineage: Eukaryota; Fungi; Basidiomycota; Dacrymycetes; Dacrymycetales; Dacrymycetaceae. The record is from RefSeq and is a predicted model, not a curated record. Bases 695 to 1315 code for a protein of 206 amino acids. The transcript has 7 exons.
GGCGGGACGGUGGAGAAUAAGGCCGAAACUGGGUGCUGUAUGCGCCAGCGAGCCUGAGCGGCUAUGCGCUGCGCACACAGCGUCCGACCGCGUGAACGCAGGAUACGUUCGAGGGCCUCAGUUGGGCACGGUAGGAGGUAUACGAUUGCAGCUCCACCCAUAUGCAGAGAUUGCAUGGGGGGCGAUUUCGGCUGCGUACAAGGUGUACAAAGCAAAGCGUGACCGAGACAAGAAUGUGAACGACCUCGUGGACAAAAUGAAAGACGUUUACGAGAAGAUACUAGACAACCGAGACCUGCAAGGAUUCGACCUCGAUCUGCCUGAUGCGGCUAAAGGAAGCCCUUGUCCAGAAACGUGAAAAGUCAUUGAAGUCCUUGAUAGCUCAAACAGAUGCGUGUGGGAGAUUCAUCUUUAACUAUUUCAAGCAAAGUACCGCCCGCCAAACAUCGUCAGUUGUGCUCCCGCGACGCGAUGAGCUCAUACAGCAGUUCAGCGAUGCAUUCGACAAUCUGCUUCAGAAGUUCGACCGAAUUGACAAUUCUGACUCGCAUCUUAUUGGCAUCGCAAUGCGCUUUUCCGUUCGAGCACUAGAGACCAACAUCGAUUUGUCCAAAUUACCAUACGCCAAAGGCGCUGGUUGGCGAUCGACAAAACAAUCCUCGAGCACACGCGAACGCAAAUCCUUGAUGACAUCAUGGAGUGGGUGAAUGAUACUCGUGAAGGCACCGAACAAGUGUAUCUACUUCUCCGCCGCGCUGGUACGGGGAAAUCAACUAUCGCACACACAAUUGCGGGGCGAUUGGGCGGCCUUGGUCGCCGUGGAUCAUCGUUCUGCUGUAGCACCGCGUUUGCGGAUCGAGCGAAUUGUUUGUUCUCCACCGUGGCGAAGGACCUUGCCGACUUAAACGACGACUUCAAAGAGGCCCUAUGGAAACAUGUCGGCCACAAAAGUGCCCUUCUAUUCAAUGACGGACCUGCAGAGCAAGUAAAGCAUCUGCUUCUGGAGCCCUCUUGCUCUAUGCGGCUCGUGACGAACGUUCUCAUAUUGAUCGUUGGACUUGACGAAAUUGGCAAGCCCAGCGUUAGCAAAGCGUUCCUCGACAUUCUCUCCAAGCAGCUCAAGCAGUUACCACCGCAGGUCCGCGUUCUCCUUACCGCCCGCCCGGAGAAGGAUAUCUAUCGUGCCUUUGAUGGUGCAGAAUCGGUCCACAUUCGAGAACUGGCAACCGUUGAGCGGACAUUCAAGCGUUCGUGCGGAGGGAGCUCGAGCAGUCUCUGGGGGACGAGCGUCAUGAAGAAUGCUACAGGGAGCUAGCUAAAAAGUCGGAAGGCCUCUGGGAAUGGGCGCGUGUGGCAUGCUGGUUUACGGGUAGCCCCCGUCGUGGGCAGGGCGAGGUGGGAUGCCAGGUUGGGGCCCUACCGCUGGGUUUUCAAGCUGCUUCCGGCGGAUGGGGUGGACGUCACUCGGAAGAGGAGGUAGACGACGGGCGGGCUGCGAAGAAGCCAGCGACAGCUCAGCGAAGCAGACCUGACCAAAGCCGCCCUGCAUGCCGGCGAGCUCGUCGUCCCCAUCCCCUUUUACUGGCUCUCCCGCUGUCCCUCCCUCUGUCCCUCCCUCUGUUUCUGUCUCUGUCCGCCUCUCUCGCCCUCUCUCAGCUCUCGUUUCGAUCCUCCCGUCUUUCGAAUGCUCCAUCAGCCUCGUGCCAUCCACGAGCAAGUCCUUCUAUCUCAGGUUGCCCUCCCUCGGAAUCUCACCAUCUCUCGUCCUUCCCGAUCGCACCGUUAGAUCUGACUACAUCCCCAUGAGCGACCUCUCAGCAGAGCCAUCUUCUCUCGGCCAAUCUCGUCUCGCUUACACUCUCCACGUCUCUAGUGACCUUCAAUCGCAUUGACCGAACCACACCAAAGCAUCCGUUAUCCGACUCGUCUGUUUCGCUUGCAUCACUCUCGACAUCUGCUUAUCCGAAGCUGUCUACGCCCUGAUCAGCCUCUGUACCAUCGGACAAUAUGCAGCUUCGCACCGCCUCUCCAUUCCACAAGCUUGCCCGUGCGCAGAUAUAAUGCACCAUUUCUUUCAGUUCAAGUACCUAUCGUCUUCUCGCCCCCACGACCCGCGACUCGAGACCGGAUCCGCUACCACUGCGCACUACCCGCACUUUUAUCAUAAGCACACGAUCCACCAUUCAGACGCCUAUCAUAGCCAUGCCAGGCUGUUAGAUGGGAACGCCGGGCUGCUGGGUGGGUUCGCCAAGCUGCUGGGCGAGGUCAAUGACGACAGAAGGUCGGGUGCUAUUCUUGAAGGGUAUUUGACGAUCGAGCGCAUGACGACGACAGGGACGAUGUACCUUGCACCCAUACAAGUGGGGAGCUUUCCGUGGAGAAUACGCCGGUCUUAUCGGAUGAGCUUGUGCCGUCAGAACGAGGGCGUUACGAAUGACGAGACGCCGAGAACGAGUACCCUGCCGAUUGGCAAAACAUCUUCACCUACAACAUCGUGAGGGGACUCGGAAGACUCGCCUGGGUCAAGUCAUGCAUCGACACCGCCGUCCGAGCCUAUCUCGUCCGACACGGACUGCACGGAGAUUGGCAACAGUAUAGAGGGCGUGAAGCAUGCGUACUUGUCUAGCCUUCUUCAGGUUAGCGCCUUCUCGCCAAAGUCGUUGCGUUUCUGUCCACUCCAGAGCUCCCACCGUGAGGACGAAGAAUACUCCUUAGCCACGCUACACCAGUGAGAGACUUGGGAGUACAACGACCGUCCCGCAAUGAGCUGGUGCCCUGACAGAUCAGCACUACCUAAUAUAGAAUCUAAAGGAAUGUGGAGGUGGUAAAUAGAAGAUACUGUGGAAUAUACCUGAAACUUAUUGAGUGAGA